This is a messenger RNA of Vicia villosa (hairy vetch), 471 nucleotides long. Its product is annotated as (R)-mandelonitrile lyase-like. The transcript has 4 exons. The coding region runs from base 1 to 471 and encodes 156 amino acids. Lineage: Eukaryota; Viridiplantae; Streptophyta; Magnoliopsida; Fabales; Fabaceae. The record is from RefSeq and is a predicted model, not a curated record.
AUGAUUCAGCUUCUGCUUCUCAGUGGAAUUGGACCAAGGCCUUAUCUUUCUUCAUGGGGAAUUCCUGUUGCUCAUCAUUUACGUUAUGUGGGUCAUUUUCUGUAUGAUAAUCCACGAAACGGAAUCACGUUUCUACCGUCGGUUCCACUUGAGCAUACUCUCAUUGAGGUUGUAGGCAUAACUGAUUCAGGUGCUUACAUUGAAGCUGCUUCUAAUGUGGUUCCGUUUUCGACGCUGCAACAAAUGGUUUUCAUCCGUCCGGCUACUUCUCCGCUUCACUUGACUAUCGCGACGCUAAUAUUGAAGAUUUCAGGACCGGAUUCUGCUGGGUUUCUUCGGCUGGCUGAAUCAGAUAAUAAACCAUGGACUGAACCGAGUUAUACAGCUGAUGUACCGAAUGAUGCAGGGGAGAAACCAAGUCGUACACCUGAUAUAUUGAUUACUGCAGGUGCUGAAUCAGGGACGCGGUGA